Lepus europaeus (European hare) is the source of this 2385-nucleotide messenger RNA. It is a transcript of the gene CDH12, whose product is annotated as cadherin 12. The record is from RefSeq and is a predicted model, not a curated record. The transcript has 11 exons. Gene Ontology annotation, cellular component: adherens junction; plasma membrane; catenin complex. NCBI's taxonomy places the organism in Eukaryota, Metazoa, Chordata, Mammalia, Lagomorpha, Leporidae. Gene Ontology annotation, biological process: adherens junction organization; cell morphogenesis; homophilic cell-cell adhesion. The coding region runs from base 1 to 2385 and encodes 794 amino acids. Gene Ontology annotation, molecular function: cadherin binding; calcium ion binding.
AUGCUUACAAGGAACUGUUUAUCACUGCUUCUCUGGGUCCUGUUUGAUGGAGGUCUCCUAACACCACUUCAACCACAGCCACGGCAGACUUUGACCACAGAACCAAGAGAAAAUGUUCUCCGCCUGCCAGGACGACGAUUACAUUUUCAACGAGUUAAACGUGGCUGGGUAUGGAAUCAAUUUUUUGUGCUGGAGGAAUACAUGGGCGCCGAGCCUCAGUAUGUUGGAAAGCUCCAUUCUGACUUGGACAAGGGAGAGGGCACUGUUAAAUAUACCCUCUCAGGAGAUGGUGCUGGCACAGUUUUUACCAUUGAUGAAACCACUGGGGAUAUUCAUGCAAUAAGGAGCCUGGAUAGAGAAGAGAAACCUUUCUACACCCUUCGUGCUCAGGCUGUGGAUAUCGAAACCAGGAAGCCUCUGGAGCCUGAAUCAGAGUUCAUCAUCAAAGUUCAGGACAUUAAUGACAAUGAGCCACGGUUUUUGGAUGGACCAUACGUUGCCAGUGUUCCAGAAAUGUCUCCCGUGGGUGCAUAUGUGCUCCAGGUCAAGGCCACUGAUGCAGAUGACCCCACCUAUGGAAACAGUGCCAGAGUCGUUUACAGCAUCCUUCAGGGACAACCUUAUUUCUCUAUUGAUCCCAAGACAGGUGUUAUUAGAACAGCUUUGCCAAACAUGGACAGAGAAGUCAAAGAGCAAUACCAAGUACUUAUCCAAGCCAAGGAUAUGGGAGGACAGCUGGGAGGCUUAGCUGGAACAACAAUUGUCAACAUCACCCUCACUGAUGUCAAUGACAAUCCUCCUCGAUUCCCCAAAAGCAUCUUCCAUCUGAAAGUUCCUGAGUCUUCCCCUGUUGGCUCAGCUGUCGGACGAAUAAGAGCCGUGGAUCCUGACUUUGGACAAAAUGCGGAAAUUGAGUACAAUAUUGUUCCAGGAGAUGGGGGAAACUUGUUUGACAUCAUCACAGAUGAGGAGACACAAGAAGGAGUCAUCAAACUGAAAAAGCCAUUAGAUUUUGAAACAAAGAAGGCAUAUACAUUUAAAGUAGAGGCCUCCAACUUGCACCUAGACCACCGGUUCCACUCGGCAGGCCCUUUUAAAGACACAGCCACAGUAAAGAUCAGCGUGCUGGAUGUCGAUGAGCCCCCGGUUUUUAGCAAGCCAUUGUACACUAUGGAGGUGUACGAAGACACUCCCGUCGGGACCAUCAUCGGUGCUGUCACAGCGCAAGACCUUGAUGUGGGCAGUAGUGCCGUUAGGUACUUCAUAGAUUGGAAGAGUGAUGGGGACAGCUACUUUACAAUAGAUGGGACUGAAGGAACCAUUGCCACUAAUGAAUUACUGGACAGAGAAAGCACUGCGCAGUAUAAUUUCUCCGUAAUUGCGAGUAAAGUUAGUAAUCCAUUAUUAACCAGCAAAGUAAACAUAGUGAUUAAUGUCCUAGAUGUCAACGAAUUUCCUCCAGAAAUAUCUGUCCCACAUGAGACAGCUGUAUGUGAAAAUGCCAAACCAGGACAGAUAAUUCAGAUAGUCAGUGCUGCAGACCGAGAUCUUUCACCUGCUGGGCAGCAAUUCUCCUUCAGAUUAUCACCUGAGGCUGCCAUCAAACCAAAUUUUACCGUCCGUGACUUCAGAAACAACACAGCUGGAAUUGAAACCCAAAGAAAUGGAUACAGCCGCAGACAGCAAGAGUUGUAUUUCCUCCCUGUUGUAAUCGAAGAUAGCAGUUAUCCCGUCCAGAGCAGCACAAACACAAUGACUAUUCGAGUUUGUAGAUGUGACUCAGAUGGUACCAUCUUAUCCUGCAACGUGGAAGCAAUUUUUCUACCCGUAGGACUUAGCACUGGGGCUUUGAUUGCAAUUCUACUCUGUAUUGUUAUACUAUUAGCCAUAGUUGUGCUGUACGUAGCGCUGAGAAGGCAGAAGAAGAAAGACACCCUGAUGACCUCGAAAGAAGACAUCAGAGACAAUGUCAUCCAUUACGAUGAUGAAGGAGGUGGGGAAGAGGACACCCAGGCCUUCGACAUCGGGGCUCUGAGGAACCCUAAAGUGAUUGAAGAGAACAAAAUCCGCAGGGAUAUAAAACCAGACACCUUCUGUUUACCUCGGCAGAGGCCGCCAGUGGAAGACAACACAGACAUAAGGGAUUUCAUUAAUCAAAGGCUGCAGGAAAACGAUGUGGACCCAGCCGCCCCGCCCUAUGACUCCUUGGCCACAUACGCCUACGAAGGCAGUGGAUCGGUGGCCGAGUCCCUCAGCUCCAUAGACUCGCUCACUACCGAGGCCGACCAGGACUACGACUAUCUCACAGGCUGGGGGCCGCGCUUCAAAGUUCUGGCAGACAUGUUUGGUGAAGAGGAGAGUUAUAACCCUGAUAAAGUCACCUAG